This is a messenger RNA of Gastrolobium bilobum, 1569 nucleotides long. Its product is annotated as MLO-like protein 9. The coding region runs from base 1 to 1569 and encodes 522 amino acids. NCBI's taxonomy places the organism in Eukaryota, Viridiplantae, Streptophyta, Magnoliopsida, Fabales, Fabaceae. Gene Ontology annotation, biological process: defense response. The record is from RefSeq and is a predicted model, not a curated record. The transcript is spliced from 15 exons. Gene Ontology annotation, cellular component: membrane.
AUGGCGGGAGGAGGAGGCGGUGAUGUUAGGCAGCUAGACAUGACACCUACAUGGGCUGUCGCUGCGGUUUGCGCUGUUAUUGUUCUCCUUUCUAUACUCUUAGAGAAAGUUAUACAUAAAUUCGCAAAGAUGUUUGAAGAUAAAAAAAAGAUGGCUUUGCUAGAAGCUCUUGAAAAGAUUAAAGCCGAGCUUAUGGUUUUGGGAUUUAUUUCUUUACUCUUAACAUUUGGUCAAAGCUACAUUUCUAGAGUGUGUAUUCCCGUGAAAUAUUCAAAUACAAUGUUACCCUGUCUUCCCCCGGACCAGCGUGAAGGUCAUGCAACCGACCCUGUACCUGAACCUCCUCCUAAGGAGGAAGGUGAGGCUGAAGGUGAACAUCAUCGUAGGCUUUUAUCAUAUGAACGUAGGUUUCUAGCUGCUGAUAGUGCAGGCAAAGGCUGUAAAAUGGGGUACGGUCCUCUUAUAUCCGUGAAUGGGUUGCAUCAGUUGCACAUUUUCAUAUUCUUCUUGGCUGUCUUUCAUGUGAUAUACAGUGCCAUAACAAUGACGCUUGGAAGAGCAAAGAUUCGUGCAUGGAAGGAAUGGGAACGGGACCAUGUCGUCGAUCAAGAUGCCCUGAAUGAUCCAAGAAGAUUCAGGCUUACUCAUGAGACAUCAUUUGUGAGGGAUCACAACAGUUUCUGGACUAAAACACCGGUUUCCUUCUAUUUUGUAUGCUUCUUUCGACAAUUUUUCAGAUCUGUUCGUAGGGCUGACUACCUGACCAUGCGACAUGGAUUUGUGGCUGUCCAUUUAGCACCUGGAAGUAAGUUUGAUUUUCAAAAAUAUAUCAAGAGGUCAUUAGAAGAUGACUUUAAGGUAGUUGUAGGAAUCAGUCCAAUACUUUGGGCAUCAGUGGUAUUAUUCUUGCUUGUGAAUGUCCAUGGAUGGCAUGCUUCGUUUUGGGUGUCUUUUCUUCCACUAGUAGUGAUUCUAGCUGUUGGAACAAAGCUUCAAGCAAUUAUAACUCGGAUGGCACUUGACAUACAAGAAAGGCAUGCUGUAGUGCAGGGGAUCCCUCUUGUGCAAGUCUCUGACAAACAUUUUUGGUUUGAAUGGCCUCAAUUAGUUCUUUAUCUCAUCCAUUAUGUCCUCUUUCAGAAUGCAUUUGAGCUGACAUAUUUCUGGUGGACUUGGUAUGAAUUUGGCUGGGCAUCUUGCUUUUACGAGGAUGAUAGUCUUAUGAUUAUCAGAGUUGCUCUUGGGAUAGGAGCUCAAUUUGUUUGCAGUUAUAUCACACUUCCACUCUAUGCACUUGUUACUCAGAUGGGAUCAACCAUGAAGAAGUCAAUAUUUGAUGAACAAACAUCGAAGGCACUGAAAAAGUGGCAUAUGAAUGCUCUGAAGAAGAAAGGAUCCAAGGGACGCCAAGAAACACGAACUUUAGGUGCCAGCUCAGAUGAUUCACCAGAUCAUUCACCGCGCCCAAGUGGAACGACAGGUUCACAAUUGCCCGGGCAAACCGCUACCAUAAUGACCAGCGUGGAUCAUGACCAUUAUGACAACCGUGACCUUCUAACUGGACCAUGA